GGAAGAGGUGCGGCGCGCAUAUCGGAGCACGUGCAAUCGCGGCGACUCGUGUAUCUGAAGAACCCUCGUAACGAACAAGGCACGACAAAACUGAAGAAAGAGAGGGAAAAAAAAUUCUUCUCCUCCCAAAGGAGACCGCACUCGAAGAAUGUCAUUCAGCACAAUGAAAAAUCCCAAUGAAGCCACGAUGUUCCUCGGAAACUGAUCGAUACCCACCAAAACUGCCGUCUUCUUUUUCUUCUUUCCUGUGCUCGUUUAUAAACUCCGCCGCUGUUUUGCCGUUUCCAUCCUUCUUCCUUAGAUGGCGCCACCGUACAACUCUGUUUUCCCCUUGCCGUCUGCUAUCGGCCGGGCCGCUCUCCUCUCUGAACUCCUGGACGAGUACCGUUUUUACUCUGUGCCGGCGGGGGUGGUGAAUCAGGCAGUGGUUUCCAACUACUCCGUGUGUGUUUGUGCGUGCUCGGCCGGGACGUUGCUUGGUGGGACUACGGGACCAUGUAGAAACGAACGCCUCGAUACCAAAGCAAAUCUUCUUGCAAUGUGGCGAUAUCGGAAUCAUCUCAAAGCAACUGUCCUUUGGACUUUGUGGGUUCUGCAGGUUCAUACCGCAAACACCUUUGGUGACGAUCUUUUUGUGGCAGACGACAGCUCUCGGGUUGAGGAAGUGGACGAGGAUGGGUGGUCUCGCUGGAGCCUCUGGAGUACGUGUUCACGCACCUGCGACGGCGGAGUCAGCAUGCAGUUGCGACAGUGCCUACGCAGGUCCGGAUGCCAAGGGGAACCCGCCAGGUACCGCAUCUGCAACAUGCAGCCAUGUCCUGAGGUGAGCGACUUCCGUGCGGCUCAGUGUGCGGCGUACAACAGUGUGCCGUACCGCGGCCGCCUCUACGAAUGGACGCCGUUCCACGAUCCCUCCGACCCGUGUUCCUUGACGUGCCAGGCCAAGGAAUUUCGCUUCAUGGCCAAAUUGGCUCCCAGGACACAGGACGGAACUCGUUGUCGCGACGGAGCACUCGACAUGUGCGUGCAAGGACGGUGCAUGUGCUGCUUCGGUCCGCUGUUUCAGCCCGUCGGAUGUGAUCUGAAGCUGGGAUCUUCGGCCGAAGUGGACGAGUGUGGAGUAUGUGGAGGCAACGGGACCCUCUGCAAGACUCCAGCCUUCAUUUGGGCAGAGACGCCUUUCUCGACCUGUUCCGUCACAUGCGGAGGAGGUACCCAGGAGAGCCAUCCUGUGUGCACUUCUUCUGACACCGGCGAAGAAGUGGACGGUCGCCUGUGCAGCGUCGAAUCCAAACCAGACCCUCGUGUCCGCGGUUGCAACACCAACCCCUGCCCGCCGAGCUGGCACUUGACGAGUUGGAGUGAGUGCAGCGCUUCGUGCGGGGGCGGGCGGCAGCACCGCAACGUAUCCUGCGUAAGGCCUUCUGAACGUUCCCAGGAACCCGUCCAGGACCAUUUCUGUCCAGGACAAAGACCACCGGACUCUCGCACGUGCAACACACAAGAGUGCUCUCGAUGGACGGAGGGGCAGUGGUCACAGUGCUCUGCAUCGUGUGGCGUGGGAACGCAGACGCGAGUGGUGGAGUGCCGUGACGCCAGGGGACGGAAGAGUAGCCUGUGUGACCCCGGCCACAAACCUCGCUCCAGGCAGCCCUGCUCCGCUGCAGACCCAUGCUUCGCCAAAGGAAGCAAGAAGAAGCGACUCAGGAACCUGCGCAUUGAGGAAGACGGGUCACAAGAGGAUGCUCCCCCCCAGAGUGUAGUCCCUCGUAAUUUCUUCGCACGUCCACAGCGACAAUCACCAGAGCCCAGUUUCAUCGUGGGAGACUGGGGAUCCUGCAGCGUCACCUGUGGUGAAGGCAUACAAAAGCGAAAAGUGGAAUGCAAGAUCUUUCUGGAGUUUUCCAGAACUAUGGCUGAGCUUCCAGACAAAGAAUGUGCCGGCAUUCGCCCUGCAGAAAUUCAACGGUGCUCCCUGCGUCCCUGUGCCCUGGACCAGAACAGAGAACAACUCGCAGAUACUGAGCAACGGGAAGAAGUAUCUUACUCGUGGCGGAAUGCAGGAUUCACACCUUGUUCAGCUUCGUGUCUUGGCGGCAUCCGAGAAUCUCUGGUUCAGUGCAUGCAAGACCAAGACGAGUCUGUCGUCAGCUACCUGUUGUGCGACAUAAGGAAGAAACCCGAAACAAUCACGCAGACAUGCAACAACCACCCGUGUCCACCAAGGUGGAAUGUGUCUGAGUUCGGCGUAUGCACCAAAGCCUGCGGUGGAGGUACCCAGACACGCAGUGUACAAUGCGUACAUGAGGUGACGCGAGGUCCAGGGAAUACGCUAGUGGUCAGCGACGACCACUGUCCAAGACCACGCCCGGUCGAUAAACAAGCAUGCAACAUAUUCGACUGCACGGCCCGAUGGGUGGCCGAAAAAUGGAAUAAGUGUUCGAAGAUAUGCGACGGUGGUGUGAAAACGCGGAAGAUCCGUUGCCAGAGGCAACUGUCUUACGGAAACGUGGUGGAAGUGUCACCUUCGCAAUGUCUGCGACGCAAGCCGAAGACGGUCAAGGCUUGCAACACCAAGCCCUGCCGUGGCACUAAAAUCCAGAACGGUCAAGGCGUCCAGGGAGGACCUCACCUCAAGGCUUCCAUCACAGCGCGAGGUAAAGCGGCUGUCUUCCUCGGCACGACGCUCAAGAUGCGCUGUCCUGGAGCGCACGCUGCCAUCAACGGGAGUGGCAUCGAGUGGGCGAAGGACGGCGCAGUACUGAAGAUUACUGGCCACCGUAUCGCGAUUUCGAGGAAAGGUGCUCUGAGGAUACGGAGGUUAGCUCCGUCAGACGCCGGAACCUACAGUUGUACACUGGGUUCGACCAAGAGCGAUCUCGUUCUGACAGUCAAGGAACUGCCGCCGGAUUUCGAUGGCCUCAUUGAGGAAGAAGACGACGGCAAAGGCUCGCGCGGACACAAAGCGUCUCCAACAUUGGCAACACUGGACGUGGACCAUCGCAAGCCACAUAAGUUCGGCAAACCGCUGUCUCCAACCAGUACGGUGCCAAAGCACAAGAACAAGUUCCCAUUCCUCACAAACAGCGUAGAAGACACGCAAGAUAAGGACGAUUCCAAGCCAUGGGACGAAAGCGCCACAAGUAGCUGGCAACGAAAGCAUGGCUUGGUGUCUGACCAGGAGAGCGAAGACAUCGGCAUUGUGAGGGGUACAUUAGAUGACCCAACGGUAAGGUCGGGCGCCUCAAGCAGUCACGAGGGCGGACUCUCCCGUAUCCAAACGAUGCUCACAAAGUUCCAUCGCACUUUUGGAGGAGGAGAUGGGGAGCUUCCUCCGGAGGACGAGGACAUGGGCUCUUCUGACAGCUACGUCUUAGGAAAAGGCAGCGCGGAGAGCCUCACAUUUGAAUGGUCUACAACACCGUGGUCUGCAUGUUCGCAGACAUGUGGAGGGAACGGACUCCAGGUGCGCGCCACGCAAUGUAUGGUCCGCUUGCACAACGUGUCCAGGACCGUUGACAAUAGCCUCUGCGUGGACGCAGGGCUCGAAACGCCACAGAUGCUCGAGAAAUGCGGCCUUCCCGAAUGUCCACAGUGGGCCACAGGACCUUGGUCGCAGUGCUCGGAAAGGGCGUGCUUCACGCUCAAUACUUCCACUCAGGAAAGAGAGGUGUCAUGUCGUCUGCCCAACGCGUCUACAGUGGAGCCUUCCUGGUGCAGCGCGUCCUCCAAGCCAAUGACGCAACAGCGGUGCUUCAGUGACCGAUGUAUAGGUGUCUGGAAAGCCGGGGAGUGGUCGGAGUGUACAGCAACAUGCGGUGAGAAGGGGUUCCGAACGCGUAUCCUGCAGUGCGUGUGGUUUGGUACGGAUAAACCUGCAGGAAACUCGUGUCUGCAUCAGAGUCGUCCAGAGGUGCUUCAGACUUGCACUGCACCACCAUGCAGCAACUCAGAGAACACAUGUGAAGAUCACUCACGCAACUGCCACAUGCUCCCUACCUUCCACAUGUGCCACAUGAAGAACUACCACGACUUGUGUUGUGCUACCUGCGAGCAAAGCUAAGGAAGACUUAACGAGCCUGCCACAUGGAGAAAGAACGUCCCACCCUCUGCAUGAACUACGGUAACCCUAUGGUCACAACUCGUGGGGCACGUAGGAAACGGGACUGUACCGUCAAUGAAAAAAAAAACCUACUCGGGAAAGAUUG
Ornithodoros turicata is the source of this 4208-nucleotide messenger RNA. Its product is annotated as protein madd-4-like. Gene Ontology annotation, biological process: extracellular matrix organization; proteolysis. The record is from RefSeq and is a predicted model, not a curated record. Gene Ontology annotation, cellular component: extracellular matrix. Gene Ontology annotation, molecular function: metalloendopeptidase activity. The coding region runs from base 302 to 4063 and encodes 1253 amino acids. Lineage: Eukaryota; Metazoa; Arthropoda; Arachnida; Ixodida; Argasidae. The transcript is spliced from 23 exons.